Mesorhabditis belari is the source of this 1782-nucleotide messenger RNA. The record is from the annotation of a GenBank genome assembly. NCBI's taxonomy places the organism in Eukaryota, Metazoa, Nematoda, Chromadorea, Rhabditida, Rhabditidae.
AUGCACGGCAAAGUGGAAAUCAUUGCCAAUGAUCAAGGAAACCGAACGACACCUUCGUAUGUGGCCUUCACUGAGUCGGAGCGUCUGGUCGGCGAUGCCGCUAAAAAUCAAGUGGCAAUGAACCCACAUAACAUUGUUUUUGAUGCGAAACGUCUCAUCGGUCGCAAGUUCGAUGACCCAGUUGUUCAAUCAGAUAUGAAGCACUGGCCCUUCAAAGUCGUCUCGGGCGAAGGCGGUAAGCCAAGGAUUGAGGUCGAGCACAAGGGAGAAAACAAGACCUUCACUCCCGAAGAGGUCUCUUCGAUGGUGCUCCUCAAGAUGAAGGAAACCGCCGAAGCCUUCCUGGGACAGACGGUCAAGGAUGCCGUCGUCACCGUCCCAACUUACUUCAAUGACUCUCAACGACAGGCCACCGAGGAUGCCGGCGCCAUUGCUGGAUUGAACGUGCUCCGAAUCAUCAAUGAGCCCCCGGCUGCCGCCAUCGCUUAUGGAUUGCACAAGGAGGCCCCUGGCGAGCGAAAUGUUCUCAUCUUUGAUCUUGGAGGCGGUACCUUCGAUGUGUCGAUUCUUACAAUUGAAGACGGAAUCAUCGUAGUCAAGUCUACGGCUGGAGACACUCAUCUUGGAGGAGAGGACUUUGACAACCGAAUGGAGCUGCUCUCCGACUUCUUCUCUGGUAAGGAACUCAAGAAAUCGAUCAAUCCCGAUGAGGCUGUUGCUUAUGGAGCUACUGUUAUGGCUGAUAUUUUGUCUAAAGAAGAGGUAAGGACUAUUGACAUUAUCUCGUUGGGAUUUGAGCCUGAUGAAGGUGUGAUGCCAUCAAGCGCUGUUGGAAUCGAUCUUGGAACGACCUACUCGUGCGUCGGAGUCUCCAUGCACGGCAAAGUGGAAAUCAUUGCCAAUGAUCAAGGAAACCGAACAACACCUUCGUAUGUGGCCUUCACUGAGUCGGAGCGUCUGGUCGGCGAUGCCGCUAAAAAUCAAGUGGCAAUGAACCCACAUAACAUUGUUUUUGAUGCGAAACGUCUCAUCGGUCGCAAGUUCGAUGACCCAGUUGUUCAAUCAGAUAUGAAGCACUGGCCCUUCAAAGUCGUCUCGGGCGAAGGCGGUAAGCCAAGGAUUGAGGUCGAGCACAAGGGAGAAAACAAGACCUUCACUCCCGAAGAGGUCUCUUCGAUGGUGCUCCUCAAGAUGAAGGAAACCGCCGAAGCCUUCCUGGGACAGACGGUCACGGAUGCCAUCGUCACCGUCCCGGUUUACUUCAAUGACUCUCAACGACAGGCCACCAGGAAUGCCGCUGCCAUAGCUGGACUGAACGUGCUCCAUAUCAUCAGUGAGCCCAGUGCUGCCGCUAUCGCUUAUGGAUGGAACGAGAAGGCCGCUGACGAGCGAAAUGUUCUUAUUUUUGAUCUUGGAGGCGGUACCUUUGAUGUGUCGAUCCUUACCAUUGAAGACGGAAUCUUUGAAUUGAAGUCUACUGCUGGAGACGCUCAUCUUGGAGGGCAGGACUUUGACAACCGAAUGGAGCUGCUCUCCGAGUUCUUCGCUGGCAAGGAACUCAAGAAAUCGGUCAAUCCCGAUGAGGCUGUUGCUUAUGGAGCUGCUGUUAUGGCUGAUAUUUGGUCUAAACCAAAGGAUUGGACUCUUUUGGGUUUUGACGGCAUGAAUGAAAAGACACUGUUUGAGAUGGGUCGUGCUUACGGAAUUGAGCAGUAUAGCCUGUGGGGUGAAUCUUGUACUUUUCCCGCCGAUGGUGAUAAUGGACCAAAGAAAUAUUCAAGU